Thermochaetoides thermophila DSM 1495 is the source of this 444-nucleotide messenger RNA. RefSeq names its product putative ubiquitin protein. NCBI's taxonomy places the organism in Eukaryota, Fungi, Ascomycota, Sordariomycetes, Sordariales, Chaetomiaceae. The record is from RefSeq and is a predicted model, not a curated record. The transcript is spliced from 5 exons. Gene Ontology annotation, cellular component: nucleus. The coding region runs from base 1 to 444 and encodes 147 amino acids. Gene Ontology annotation, molecular function: ubiquitin conjugating enzyme activity. Gene Ontology annotation, biological process: protein polyubiquitination; ubiquitin-dependent protein catabolic process.
AUGGCUCUGAAGCGCAUCAACAAGGAACUCGCUGACCUCGGCCGUGACCCGCCGUCGUCCUGCUCCGCCGGCCCUGCUGGCGAUGAUCUUUUCCAAUGGCAGGCCACAAUUAUGGGUCCUGCUGACUCGCCGUAUGCUGGCGGUGUCUUCUUCCUUCAGAUUACAUUCCCUACGGACUACCCAUUCAAGCCGCCAAAAGUGCACUUCACGACGAGGAUCUACCAUCCCAACAUUAAUGCCAAUGGCAGCAUUUGCCUAGACAUUCUCCGUGAUCAGUGGAGCCCUGCGCUCACCAUAUCUAAGGUCCUGCUGUCGAUCUGCUCGAUGCUUACGGACCCGAAUCCUGACGAUCCGCUCGUCCCUGAGAUCGCCCACGUGUACAAGACGGAUCGUGCGAAGUACGAGCAGACGGCUCGUGAGUGGACCCGCAAGUACGCGGUCUAA